Fusarium vanettenii 77-13-4 is the source of this 4083-nucleotide messenger RNA. RefSeq lists its product as uncharacterized. The record is from RefSeq and is a predicted model, not a curated record. Gene Ontology annotation, molecular function: ATP binding; protein kinase activity. The transcript is spliced from 3 exons. Gene Ontology annotation, biological process: protein phosphorylation. Bases 1 to 3204 code for a protein of 1067 amino acids. Lineage: Eukaryota; Fungi; Ascomycota; Sordariomycetes; Hypocreales; Nectriaceae.
AUGUCCUUCUCCAACAGCAGCGGUGGCACACUGGCCCUUCCGUCGCCAACACACGCUCACCAGAUCGACGUCACAUCAGCUGUGCGCACUCUGAGACGAUCUAUCUCACGAUCUCCCUCAUCAAAAUUCCUGUCGCGCUCUAACACGCAGAGCCCCGACAGCCCGCACCACACUUCCCCUCAAUCGCCCUGCCGCCGACUCGGCUCAACACCGCAGCAUCAACAUCCUCUGUCACCGCACGCUCGCUCAGCACCGCCUCACGCUAACGGCGCGGGCGCGCACCAGGCCAUAUUUACACCUUUCCGCCCGAGUGUCAGACUAUCACUGCGAUCAGCCAAAGCAGCAAAGACGUCUCCUUCAAGGCCCUUGACACGAGCGCGUGCAUCACCAAAGAGUCCCUUGAAAAGAGCGCUUAACACGGCACCCGACAGCGGCAACUCACUCCCAAUGGUGCCCACACCCGCUGUCAUUGAAUCAUCGGGGCAGGAGAACAACGCGCUUGGAGCCACAAGCCCCAAGAGCUCUGAGAAGCGCCACAGCGUGCACCUCGACGUCUCGGGCUCUUCUCAAUCUCCUUUCAAAUCCUUUGAUACUAACAACGACAACUUCAUGGUUUCGAACAACUGCCCGCUCAAGCGCAGCGAUGCGACCAUGAAUCUGGACCAGCCCAGCCAAGGAAGCCCGGUGGCUAAGCGACGGAGCUUGCAUGGAAUCACAGGACUGGGCCAGAACGAGGAUCAGAACAUUUUCGGUUCAAACACGACGUCUUCACAGAGCUUUUAUAUCCAUGAAGACGCGGCUGCUGAAUAUGAACUCUCCGCUAAUGGCGGCGCCCCAUCCCGCGAGCCACUACCUUCUCCUACGCCAACAACGACGGUUCCUAAGAGGUCGUCUUCGCUACGGAAAUCAACUCUUCAGCAAAGAUAUGGCGAGCGUGGAUCUUGGGGUAGGCGAUCGGGUGAGAGACAGCUUGCUCAGAUCAGCUCUGAGUUCUCACCAAGCCGGAGCCGACCACGACUUUCUCUGGACCAGUUCGUCCCUCCCCCCGUGCCUCAAGAAAGCCCCUUCAUUUCAACCACACCUACCUCUAAGCCGCCCACCUUCACCGGGGACAGGACCUUCCAGCCUCACCCCCUCUCCAAGACUCUCACAACAUCCUCUUCUGGCAACUCUCUGACGGAGGAGACGCCUAUCUAUGCUCCGGUUGCACGAAUGCCGGAUCGCCCCAGACCUCACCUGUUUUCUCGCUCUCUGCCUCUUAAUGCGACUCGACCGACAAGACCGAAUGACCCUUCGAGGGCGAUGGCGACUCCCAACAAGUCGCAACUGUGGGUUGGCGCUUUCAGCUCUACAGGCCUGGUUUCCAAGGUGAACCGAAACCCUGAAGAGGAGGCGGACAAGAAGAUGGCACCGCCAGACACUCCAUGCAAGAAGCACUCGAACCCCUUCGCCACCUUUCCUCCGCCAGCAGGAAGUGCCCUUAAGAAGAGGGGUAACAACCGUAAUUCUUUUGGAGGCAUUCCUUCUACACCUUUUAACCCUAUCGGCGCCCCAGCUCCCAACAGCUUUGGUAACCCUGGAAAGGGCUUGGCCAUCUUCCAGCGCGGUAAUGCCUCCCGAAGCUCACGCCGCAGCAGCAUCCUUAGCCUGGAUGGCGAGGAGCACAAGCUCUUUGGUGAAACCAUCGACUUUUCAAACCCCAUGGAGGGCGAUGCUCCCCCCACUCCCACAAAGAACAGUCUCACUCCUAGCCUGAGCAAGGUUAGCGAGAAGUCGUUCGAGUGCCACAGUGCCAAUCAAAGCCCAAGCGCAAACCGGACUCUUCACGCCCCCACCCCCAUUGUCGGUUCGACAAUACCUCGAGAAGCAACUUCGAGCCCUCUUGAUGGACGCCGUACACCACAGACUCCUCAGGAGAGUCUUCUCCCCCUCGAUACCAGCCGACUUUCGAUCUCUCAGACUAGCGAGAGCUACUCCGACAUGCCGCCUCCCGUCACACCUACAGCAGGCCGGGACCUUCGAUCAUCCACUAGCCUUCUUGUAACACCAGUCAACGCCCGCACGAGCAAUCUUGAUGUCGAUGCAAGCUUGAAUUCCCGAUUCGACAAGGUUGAACAGAUUGGCAAGGGCGAGUUUUCCACAGUCUACCGGGUGACCAAGGCGGAUCCCCGACAGAUGAACUUUGAGGGUCUGUCUACAACGCCAUGCUCCCGAAACCGUAGCCCCGCAAAGGGUCAGGUCUAUGCUGUGAAGAAGAGCAAGCACCCCUACCAUGGACCUCGAGAGCGGGAGAUUAAGGUUCGGGAGGCACGUAUUCUGCAGGCUCUGUCUCAUGCCGAGCAUGUGGUCAAGUACUAUGAUGACUGGGAGCACAACUUUCACCUGUACAUCCAGACAGAAUUCUGCGAGGAGGGCACACUUGAUAAGUUUCUGGGCAACGUCGGGCAAGGUGGCCGAUUGGAUGAUUUCCGCAUCUACAAGAUCCUGCAGGACCUUUGCUUGGGUUUGAAGGAGAUUCACGAUGCGGGGUUCAUGCACCACGACUUGAAGCCAGCCAACAUUCUCAUCACAUUUGAGGGUGUUCUCAAGAUUGGCGACUUUGGACUUGCCCAGGCUUGCACAUCCACUGAGGGCGUCGACGUAGAGGGUGAUCGCGAGUACAUGGCUCCAGAGAUGCUCGAGGGUAAGGCACGUCAAGCUGCCGAUGUCUUCUCGCUUGGACUCAUCAUCCUCGAAACGGCAGCUAAUGUCGUGCUCCCGGACAACGGUCCCACGUGGAUUGCCCUGCGUUCAGGUGACCUCUCCGAGGUGCCGAGUCUCACCUGGACACCAUCCAUUGAGGUCCAACGAGAUGCCACAGGAAACCCUACCGAGUCGGCUCACAGCGAUGAUUUCAUCAGCGGAAAGACGCACGAUCCUAGCAACCUGUUUGGCUCGUUUAAGCGAUCGGAACUGCAGCAACCCCCUGAAUUCAUGGUUAAUGCCAUGCACACCAGCUCCCUCGAUUCGAUUGUCCGAAUGAUGACGGCACAGGAACCUGAUGAGCGACCUACGGUGCACCAGGUGCUCGAGCUUGAGGGACUGCGGUGGGUUAGCGAACAUCGGGCCGCUCCAGCAACGGUAUACGAGGGAAACUGGGGACCAGCCGAAUUGUUCCCCGUGUCCAUCGCGGGUGAUAGCGACACUGAGAUGACGGAUGUUUGAGGAACAUUGGGAUUUUAUUUGAACCUGGAUAGGAGAGGAACUCCACCAGCAUUAUGUUGGACCGGGACAGUUGACUACGGGUUUAUACGCUCCGACUGGGUAUAAGGAGAAUGAGGCCACUGGGAGGAUUAUGUGCCUCGAUAUACCCACCACCUUUCUACCACACACACCAUACCAUACCACACCACGACACGAUACGACGGUACGACGAGAAAUGGAAGACGUCAGCGGGAGGCUGCUGUUUGCUAGGCGUUUUGUUGAGUCGGUUGUUUACAGUUCGAACCGCAAACCAUUGCUUUCAGGCAUAGCUACGACACGAUGUCGAGCCGAGCUGAGCCGACUACCUAUUAUACCUGCCGACUCUUUUUUCUUCUUCUUUUUACACAGCCUCCGGGCGAUGACACAUAUUGACAAUGUGGUCAGUCACGGAAGGAUAGCUGAAGCAUUUGCAUCUCCGAGGAGGAGACUGCGUGUACGAAAUACCCUGGAUGGAAUUAGACAUGUUGCGAGUACAUGGAUACGGGGAGUAAUAAUUGCAAAAGUUCGGCAUAGCUCUGCGAGGGAUCAGCAGAGGAAGGGAAGGGAAAGGACACAGGAUGCGGAACGGUUAAAAAGGUUUCUCCCAGGAUUGCAUCAAGCCAGCCAUUGAAGGAGCGGAAGACGGAUACUUAUUGUUGACUCGACUCGAGAGAGAGGUGGAAUCAUGUAAAUUAUAGAAAUGGCUCGUCGAGUAUACUUUUGAAGCCCGGAACACCCAGAGGAAAGGCCUCGUUGGGAAUGGGCAGCAGCUGGAUUCAUGGCUGACGGAGGAGGUUGAUCUGAUAGUUGGUGAUGAUUCUGACGACGAAAUGGCAUGAAUAUGAUAUGACCAGUUCAAGU